AGUUGAGUUUGUCGACUUGAGCCUCAGGAUGAAGUUGUUGCUGCUGCUGCUGCUGGUCCACAGCUGUGCCAGUGUCUCUAUGGAACAUCUGGAGUUCCACGCAUGGAAGAUCAAGUUUGGAAAGUCGUACAGUUCCCCGUCUGAGGAGGCUCGGCGCAGAGACGUGUGGCUGCGUAACCGUGAGCUGGUGCUGGAGCACAACAUGUUGGCCGAUCAGGGCGUCAAGUCCUACCGCCUCGGGAUGAACUACUUCGCUGACCUGGAAAACCACGAGUACAGGAGCCUGGUGUCCCAGGGCUGCCUCAGGUCCUUCAACAGCUCCCUGCCCCGUCACGACUCCACCUUCCUCCACACCCCUGACCUCAUAGACCCGCCCCCCUCUGUGGACUGGAGGGAGAAGGGCUACGUCACUCCAGUCAAGGACCAGAAGGCGUGUGGCUCCUGCUGGGCCUUCAGCGCUACGGGUUCACUGGAGGGACAGACCGUCAGGAAGACUGGUAAACUGGUGUCUCUGAGUGAGCAGCAGCUGGUCGACUGCUCUGGAGACUUUGGGAACUGGGGCUGUUGGGGAGGAUGGAUGAACGCGGCCUUCGAGUACAUCCAAGCCAGCGGAGGCAUCGAGUCAGAAGACACGUACCCGUAUGAGGCAAUGGAUGGUCCCUGCAGGUUUGACCCGGCCUUCGUUAAAGCCACUUGCCGCAGCUACAAGAACAUACCAAGUGGGAACGAGAUGGCACUGCAGGACGCUGUGGGCAAGGUCGGACCCGUCUCUGUGGCAAUUGAUGCUUCUCAGGAUUCCUUCAUGCUCUACGAAUCAGGAGUGUACGAUGAGCCCAAAUGCAGCAGCACCGAACUGAACCAUGGUGUUCUGGUUGUGGGCUACGACACCCAAGAGUCUCAGGAAUAUUGGAUAGUUAAGAACAGCUGGGGAGAGAGCUGGGGAGAUAAGGGCUACAUCAAGAUGAGCCGAGGCAAACAAAACCAGUGUGGAAUCGCCAGCGUAGCCAGUUACCCGCUGGUCUGAGCCGCACCGGCCGCCGCUGUCACUGUCUCCUGUUAUUUUUAAAUGUUCAUAAGUGAAUCUUUAAGUCUAUCUGAUGAUGCUCUAAGGUCUUAUGAACAUUAUUCUGUGAUCAGUGAUGUGGAUCGAUUAUAUCAGUUUAAAAAUAAAAGGUUAAAAAAUGA
This is a messenger RNA of Boleophthalmus pectinirostris (great blue-spotted mudskipper), 1185 nucleotides long. RefSeq names its product procathepsin L-like. Gene Ontology annotation, cellular component: lysosome. Lineage: Eukaryota; Metazoa; Chordata; Actinopteri; Gobiiformes; Gobiidae. Gene Ontology annotation, molecular function: cysteine-type endopeptidase activity. The transcript is spliced from 7 exons. Gene Ontology annotation, biological process: immune response. The record is from RefSeq and is a predicted model, not a curated record. The coding region runs from base 29 to 1024 and encodes 331 amino acids.